Cloeon dipterum is the source of this 1320-nucleotide messenger RNA. RefSeq names its product RCC1 and BTB domain-containing protein 1-like. Gene Ontology annotation, cellular component: cytoplasm. Lineage: Eukaryota; Metazoa; Arthropoda; Insecta; Ephemeroptera; Baetidae. The record is from RefSeq and is a predicted model, not a curated record. Gene Ontology annotation, molecular function: guanyl-nucleotide exchange factor activity; protein binding. Bases 1 to 1320 code for a protein of 439 amino acids. The transcript has 9 exons.
AUGUUCUCGGACAGCUGGAAAAUAUUGGCGUCGCUCAGCGACCAGGUGAAGAGCAGCAUCCGUCUUGCAAUCGUCUUCAAUGGCGGGGGCAGUGCAAUUUUCGCGACAAAAGACGACGAGGUUUUCGGCUUGGGACAAAAUGAUUUUUGGUGUUUGGGCACGGGCGAAGACAGUUCCCCAGGACUAGGAGAGCCCCAAAGAAUCAACGCUUUGUGCGGACAGAAAAUUGAAGGUCUUGAAUACAGUCAAAGAUUCUCGGUGUUCGCGAUUUCCGAUUCCGGCUCGGUUUUCGCGUGGGGAGCAAAUGGUUGCGGGCAGCUCGGACUUGGAACGAACCGACAGACGAAUAUUCCGACCAAAAUAACAGGAAAAUUGGAGGAACAAACUGUUGUGCAGGUUGCCUGUGGCGAAAUCCAUACUUUGGCUCUUACAUCAGAUGGACAGGUUUUCGCUUUUGGCUACAACUCUUACGGACAGUUAGGAUUAGGAGUGGAAGGCAACUUCCUCAUGAGUUCUUUAUUUCCGCGGAAAGUUGAAGGUCUGCUGGCUGGCAGCUUCGUCACCGCAAUUGCUUGUCGACGAAAUGGAUCAUUAGCACUUCUCAAAACUGGAGAGGUUUUCAUUUGGGGCGCACAAAUUGAUGACACGUUUAUCACGUUUCCGCUACAAGUGCUCGGCCUGGAAGGAGUCCCGAUUUCCAGGAUUUCAUGCGGAAGUAAUCACUUCCUUGCCUUGUCCAAUGACAGAAAAAUUUACGCCUGGGGAAACAACUGUUCCGGCCAGCUGGGAAUCGAAAGCGCGGAUGAGCCAAAAGCCACUGCAGAAAUAAUUCCGGCAUCUCUAGGCAGAGUGAAGGAAAUUGCUGCUUUUGCCAACUCGAGUGCUGCGUUAACCGAGUCAAAUCAGGUUUACGUCUGGGGACAAUACAAUGGGCAAAAUAUCACGAGUCCUACGGUCACUUCGCAUUCGUCCUUUGACAACGUUUUCGCUCCUGACACAUUCCGACCUUUGCGCCCGAAAGAGGAUUAUUCAGAAGAAUUAAAAAUGAAGGACACUCUCGACGAAUGCCUCAAACGGGCCUUCAAUAAUCCUGACAUUUCAGACUUUACGUUCAUCGUAGAGGAAAACAAAAUCCACGUGCACAAAUGCAUUUUGAUGCUGCGAUGUGCGGUCUUCAAGACGAUGUUCCAGGGUGAUUGGAAGGAGAGUAAAGCCAGUGAGCAAAAAAUCGAGGGGCACUCCUUUGCGGCUUUUAACGCCUUUUUGAAAUACUUCUACACGGACAAGCUGGACGUUCAUCCAAAUUUGGCCCUUGGUUAA